Scutellospora calospora is the source of this 1104-nucleotide messenger RNA. Lineage: Eukaryota; Fungi; Glomeromycota; Glomeromycetes; Diversisporales; Gigasporaceae. The record is from the annotation of a GenBank genome assembly.
GACAAAAAAGCCCAAGCGGACAACACUCCGGAUUUUCAAUUUCUUUAUUUACUUGAAAGAGGUGAGGGUGACGAACAUGGUAUAAUGUUAGCCAGGGAAGUCGCCAAAUUAGAAAAAGUUGUUGAGGAGGCUAAUGCCAAAUUAGGAGUAGACAUUGAAACGGAGUUGGAUACGAAAUUGGAUGGUGAGACUGAUAUUUUAACAAUGGGUAAUGACGGAAUAAUUAAUAAAGGAACGGCUUCUAAUUUGAACCAAGCCAAAACCCAAGCCAAAGAGUUAAAAGAGAUUAAAGGUGAAUUUGCUAAAUUAAAAACCGCUAAUAUCAAUAAUGGAGGUGUGGCUUUGAUUGGUAAUGAUAAUAAAGUAAAUGAUGGUCUGAUAACUAUUAUUAAGGCUAAUUUGACUAUUUUAAACGAUUACCAAAAUGGAUUUAGGCAAGUAUUAGAACUAAACCCCAUUGACCCUUUACCCGAUAAUUUAAAUGAUUUAUCCGACCUUUAUAACUCCAAAAGUGGCACCCAAACAGUUAUCCAAUUAAAAACCAAAGCCGACCACUAUGACCGCAUUCACACCAAACUAAACGGUAAAGUUAGCGAUAGUGAAUUGGAUAAUUUGCUCAAUAAUUCUCCUUCUUGCUCCCAUACUGAUUAUGACGCCAUUAAGCAAGAACGAGACCAAUUAAAAACUGAUAAAGAUAACCACAAAUGCGAUUGUGAUAGCAAAGCAGUAAUCACGGAAAUUAAGCAAAAAAUCAAUCCGCCAACCGACAAAAUUAGCGAAUUGGAGCAGCAAAUAACUAAAUUACAAACUCCGCAAUCCUUAAAGGAGAUAAAAGUUAGUGAAGCGGUAAAAAAAGAAAUCGUGGAAAUCAGCAAAGAAUUCGGUUUAACCAGCCAGCAAUUAGCCAGCGCUAGUUCUUACCAAGAAUUAGCCACCCUGCAAAGCCAAGCCUUCAAAAGUAAAUUAGAAAGUGAAAUUAACGAUAAAAAAAGUGCGAGAUACUUAAAUUGUGGUCUCGGGGUCUUAUGUUUAGGUAGUUUAGUGGCUUUGGCUUGGAUGUUGAUUAAGCAGAGUAAAGGUUUAAAACUAGGGGAUAAUAAGGAG